GCCCAUGACCCAGUACUUCCGCCAGAAUUAUUGACGUAAGAUCCUUGCGACAUGCUGUCUGAUUCAAACAUGGCUUCGACUAGGUUAGAAAUAAAUUUUGUCAGAUUAUUGUCCCGUUGCGAAUCUAUUGCCUCGGAGAAGCGAGGGGAAACGGAAUGGAGAUUGGAAAAGUAUGUUGGUGCCCUGGAAGAGAUGUUGGUGGCUCUAAGGAAAAGUCCAAGCAAACCCACAGUAGAAGUGAUGACGGACUACACACGAAAAGUAGAUUUCUUGAAAGGUCUUCUAGAAGCAGAGAAACUGUCUGGGACAGAGAAAGCCCUGGCCAAUCAGUUUCUGGCUCCUGGACGAACUCCGACCAUAACCAGUGAGAGGAUGCCAGCCACUAAGACAGUUCACAUGCAGACAAAAGCUCGGUGCACAGGAGAGAUGAGAAAUGAGCUGAUGGCCACUGGCCUGCCAAACAAAGGAAACUCUGAAACAGACCUCCGAAACAGAAGGGGUUUGGCGCUGGAUGAAAGGCAGUCAGCAGCAGAACUGGAUGCAGUGCUACAGCACCAUCACAAUCUGCAGGAGAAACUGGCUGAAGAUAUGCUGAACCUGGCCCGCAACCUGAAGAACAACACUCUGGUGGCCCAGAAUAUAAUCAAACAAGACAACCAGUAUGAUCCUCUUCAUCCGGAUUUUCCCCAAACUAAGAUGAUGAUGAUGAUCCACACCACCUGGAUGUACCUAGAACAUAGAAGAAUACUUCUUCAGGAUCAGCUCAUCCAUUUCGUCCUGUUGGAUCGAAGAAAUGCUGACAUUAGAUCAGUGUCAGUCUAUCAGUCUAGAGAAUGGUUGUGACAAAGAGCCUUAAUCUUAAUCCAUGCUUGUCUGGCUGCAGUACACAUUAGCACGGCCCUGUCUGUGUCUACCGCAUGGAUUAAGGUACAGUUGAUUGACUGAAAACAAUAUCAGUAAUCUCAUUGUUCAUCUGUUAGGAUGGAAGUGUAGAUUCAUUACUUCCUGGCUAAUACCAUAGAAUUCUGUCCUAAAUUUCUUUGGAUCUUCGAAAAUCCUUGUAGCUGUCCUUUUUCAUUGUUAAUUUCCAGUGAGGUUGUGUUAGUUGGGACAGCUUUUAACUAAAAAGAUUAGAAACAUUUGUGUGGAAUAUAGUUUUCUAUUUUUUUCCUUAUUUUUUUAAUUUAUUUUUUAAAAGCUGAUCACUUUGUCUCAUUGUCAAAACCUAUACGUGUAGAGUAGUGUCCUCUGCUUUGUUAGCAAACAAGUAAUCAGUCCAGGAGAUGGACUUUACCUCUGCAUAUCAACUACUAGCUGUAAAUGCAAAGUUUUUGACCUGCACUCCAGUUCUCUAACUUUUUCCAUGAAAACAGUGUGUAGUUCACACCAUAUGGAUAAAAAAAAAGGAGUAUCUUAAACAUCAAUCUGAUGCUAUUGAAUCCUUACAGGUGGUAGUGAUCUAGAGCAAGGGGGAGAAUUUGACUGCAGCCCUUUGUCUCCUCAGAUAGUAGAAUGUUCAUUUUCAGGAACACGUGCUUCCUUAAUCCUCAGUGUUUGAACACAAAAGAAACACUGAUGCUUCAGAUGCAGGGAUUCCAGUAGUUGCAUUUGCAGUAGACCAGAGUAUGUAAGCUGAGCAGUCAGAAAUCUUUCUCUUCACUCAUGGAGAUGUCCUUAACUGCUCCACACUCAGGAAUAAUUGCCACUCAGUAAAUUGUUGUUUAAAACCACAAUAUAACCUGCAUCUACUUUUGUGAUUUACGUAAGAUGACAUGCAGUCAACAUAUCUGAAGAAAAUGUAUGAAGAAACCAAAACAUUUUGGUCAGCGAAUGCCCAGAGCUUGUGGUAGAGCAGUACCGGAGUCGGACAGAUGCCCACCAUUCCAAGAUUUUGGAUACCUGUUUCUCCCUCGAGUCGAAUUACACAAUCUGAUCACAUACUCUGCAGUGAAGUGGUCACAAGGACCUUUGAAUACAAACCUGCAGCUGCCUAAACCAGGAUAUCUCGCCGAAACCCGGGGUGUUGCUAAAUUACUUAAAUUUACUUAAUCCUAGAAUAGUUUAGACAAGGGAGAUCAAAAUACCUGAUUGGCAGGAAGUGCUAGUAGAGGGAUAACAAUGAUUUAGGUCAGUCACACUCUGACAGUGUGAGCAUUUAAAGCCCCAGUGUUGUUACUGAGAGGGGAGACUUUUGGGGCCUGGCUGACCUGUCCCUGCCUGGCUGUGGGGUUAUGAUAUUCUGAGACAAACUGAGGGUAUUUUUGUGAAUCGGAAAUAUGCGUAUGUAAUGUCACGACGACCAAAGUGUCAAAAUGAAGGACCUUGAGAGUAGAGCACUUGGAUGUCAUGGGUGUGUCACACUUAAACACUACGGUCUUGUGACAGAGGCACAAGUUCAGUUGAAGUGCAAUUGUAACAUGUUGUACUUAUUUAAAGCCUUGCAGGUUUUAAAUAAAAACAUUGUCACAUUUUCCUUUCCACCAUGGAUGACAUGGACAUGUUGUUAAUCACACAUAAUAACAAGUGUAUCAAUAAAAUUGUCGUGAAUGACUACUUAUACUCCCAACAUUCUCAAACUGGUCCUACUUGUUCACUCCCUCCCCUGCUUUUUUGCCUGUAGACAGACUCAACAGUUUUGUCUGUAGAUGCCUUGAGAAUGUGCUUAAGAUUCAGUGGUGGGAACUUAGUGUUCUAACUGUAAAGUGUUUCUAUAAAAAUGUAAUUUUAAUAAAUUACUUGUUGAAAUCCUCA
Messenger RNA from Esox lucius (northern pike), 2751 nucleotides. RefSeq names its product unconventional SNARE in the ER 1 homolog (S. cerevisiae) (gene use1). The record is from RefSeq and is a predicted model, not a curated record. The transcript is spliced from 8 exons. Bases 52 to 843 code for a protein of 263 amino acids. Gene Ontology annotation, cellular component: endoplasmic reticulum; SNARE complex. Gene Ontology annotation, biological process: retrograde vesicle-mediated transport, Golgi to endoplasmic reticulum. Gene Ontology annotation, molecular function: SNAP receptor activity. Lineage: Eukaryota; Metazoa; Chordata; Actinopteri; Esociformes; Esocidae.